Molecule: messenger RNA, 1143 nt
Organism: Pimephales promelas (fathead minnow)
Lineage: Eukaryota; Metazoa; Chordata; Actinopteri; Cypriniformes; Leuciscidae
Gene: pef1
Product: penta-EF-hand domain containing 1
Biological process (GO): COPII vesicle coat assembly
Molecular function (GO): calcium ion binding
Source: RefSeq, a predicted model, not a curated record
CGCUCCAUUUGCUAGAUUCUCCGCGGAAUGAGUUAUUACGGACAGGGUUAUCCGGGACCAGGUGGUAACGCUCCCCAACGCCACCCCGCUCCAGGGGCGCCGUAUGGAGGUGGUCCUGCUGGCGGGCAGUAUGGUUCGCAUUAUGGCAGUGCCUCUUUUGGGCAACAAUAUGGUGGAGGGGCUCCUUACGGGUCUCAUGGUCAACCGGGACCAGGAGCGGCGUACGGUGGGGGCCAAGCUCCUGGUGCUCCAUACGGAGGUUAUGGACAACCCCAGAGAGGACCAUAUAGUCAGCAGGCACCUGCAGGUAACAUUCCUCCCGGUGUGAAUCCUGAGGCCUACCAGUGGUUUUCUUCUGUGGACACAGAUCAUAGUGGCUACAUUAACGGAAAAGAGCUGAAGCAAGCGCUCAUGAAUUCCAACAACUCUGCUUUCAAUGACGAAACCUGCAUUAUGAUGCUCAAUAUGUUUGACAAGACCAAAUCCGGACGCGUAGAUGUCUAUGGUUUCUCUGCACUGUGGAUGUUUCUGCAGCAGUGGAGGGCAAUGUUCCAACAGUUCGACCGGGACCGAUCGGGAUCAAUUAACAGCAAUGAGAUGCACCAGGCAUUAUCUCAGAUGGGCUACAAUCUGAGUCCUCAGUUUAUUCAGGAACUGGUGAACCGUUACUCUGCACCCGGUGUGAACGGGGUUCUCCAGCUGGACCGCUUCAUUCAGGUGUGCACGCAGCUCCAGAGCAUGACCCAAGCCUUCCGAGAGAAAGACACCGGCAUGACUGGCAAUGUGAGGUUGAGUUACGAAGACUUCCUGUCUAGUGCUGUUAUCAGACUGAUGUAAAGAACUGCAUGAGCAAUUCAGAUGACCUGACUCUGAAUGUGUGGCACGACACUUCAACCUCUCAACAGUGCCUUUUACUGCAGCUCAGCCUGAUUUGUUCAAAUAUAGCACUCAUCGCAAAAGUCUACCACACAUAUGUAAUCCAGUUAUUCAAGACUAAACUAAUGCCAAAAUUAUCAGUGGUACGCCAUUAGCUAUGCAACAAGCACUAUUUACUAAUUAAUGGGUGUUUGUCAUGGAAGUAUGAAUAUUUUAGAUUUUCUUUUUGAUUUUAUAAAAAUUAACAUUUCUGUUAUUUUUGAAUAU